Molecule: messenger RNA, 4968 nt
Organism: Aspergillus glaucus CBS 516.65
Lineage: Eukaryota; Fungi; Ascomycota; Eurotiomycetes; Eurotiales; Aspergillaceae
Product: Mtc5p
Exons: 1
Coding region: 139-4476 (1445 amino acids)
Molecular function (GO): protein binding
Source: RefSeq, a predicted model, not a curated record
UCUUGAAUCAUCCUCCACCAUCCCGUUACAUGAUAUUUGGAGAGACCCGGCUAUCCUCCGGGGAACUCCUGGACAACAGCUGAACGGCAGGGCGUGGAGGAAUUCGUCAAGGAAAACCGUGGAUUCCCAUCAAAAGCCAUGUCCAACUCAAUGGAGGCCAGGCCUCUGACAUCGGCCUUUGAGAGUCCAACCUUUGGCGAAGACAGCACCUUCCAUGUGGAACAGCCGGUUGGUUCUAUGUCCAUAUCGCCAUGUGGACGCGAUGUAGUAUUGGCGUCAAAGGAGGGUCUCCACAUCAUUGAUCUCGAUUCUCCGUACUCGCCGCCUCGGUAUCUCCCACACCAUACUCCAUGGGAGGUCGCAGACGUUCAGUGGUCGCCGUUUGCGGCUCGCGAUUAUUGGGUUGUGAGCACGUCGAAUCAGAAAGCUCUGGUGUGGAACUUGGCUAUGAAUACUUCGCAAAAUUCCAUUGAACAUGUAUUGCACGCUCAUUCCCGAGCUAUAACCGAUAUCAACUUCUCAGCCCACCAUCCGGACGUUAUCGCAACAUGCUCUGUCGAUAGUUUUGUUCACAGCUGGGAUUUACGAACGCCCUCACGACCAGCUAUUACGUUUUCCGACUGGUUUGCUGGGGCUACCCAGGUUAAGUGGAAUCGACAAGACCCUCAUGUCAUCGCAAGUUCACACGAUAGAUUCCUUCGAAUAUGGGAUGAUAGGAUGGGGGCAAUUCCGAUUCGAUCUAUUGAAGCGCAUAAUACCAAAAUCUACGGCGUUGACUGGAACCGCGUACGUCCCGGCGCUUUAGUGACUUGCUCACUGGAUAGGACUGUCAAGUUCUGGGACUAUACCGCGGAACGCGACGUACCGGAGAAGUUGAUCAGGACUCCAUUCCCUGUGUGGCGUGCAAGGAAUACUCCGUUUGGAUGGGGCGUGCUGGCCAUGCCCCAAAGGGGCAAUAGCGACCUCCAUCUGUAUAGUCGCAGAUCCGGAGAACAACCCGGUCCAACGACCGAUGAGCUCCCCUUGGUACAUAGCUUUCCAGGGCACAAGGGUCAGGUUAAGGAAUUUCUUUGGAGACCUCGAGGCGGGGUAGUAAAUGAGACCGAUCACCGGGAAUUCCAGCUUGUUUCUUGGGGAUCAGAUAAGGAGCUUCGCUUACACAGGGUGCAACCCGAUGUCUUGCGGCGUGUUGGCUACGAGAAAGGGAAAUCAUUCAUUCAUAACUUGAAUGUCACUCGUUCAGGCGCAGUCUACAAAACUUUUCGUGAUGGCCCGGAAGAUUUUGAUGGCACAGGCUCUGGUCUAUCAGCCGGCUCGCAGCCGCGUUUUCCCGAUGGCACUGGGGUGAACAACACCAUCUCAAUGCCAUAUUCUCGUACUUGGGGUGGAAAUGUGGACUCAAGAGUAGGCAUGCGGGGUAAAACUACUGUCAGGACUGAGACCAAUCCCAUUGCGUGGAUGCGCGGCGUCAAGAUAGCGGGGUGGGACAUCGAAACACUAGGAGACGAAAUUUCGCACGUCGGGGAAAAGUUCACCAAAGUUGUUUUCGAAUCCGUUGAUGUGAGGCAGCGAAAGGCGACAAUAUCAUUGCAUGGACCGUGGGGUGCAGAGAGUGCAUCCCUUUUCUUGAAAGCGGAUAUCAAGUUUCCGGUCGAGUACCCUAGGGCGUCGAUACCGAUUUUCAACAUUCAAAAAACAGCAGCCGUUACAGAUCAGCUCGCUACCAGGCUGGUCUCAGAUUUGAAAACCAUUGCAGAAUCUUAUCUAUCUCGUAAGAGAGGGUGUCUUGAAGGAGCCGUCCGUUACCUUCUAGGCGAAAGUACUUUGGAAGAAAGUAUUGCAUGGAUUCAAGGAGAAACUGCCGAGACAGUGAAAUCGCCUGUCAACGGUGGGCUGGGAGGCGAUGACUCGAGCGAUGAAGACGAAGUCGGGCUGUCGCAUAGCCAGGAUCUGGGAAUGAGCUCAGAGCUCCUUAGGCCGGUUAAUGCCAACGUGAUGGUGCCAGUUGCCAAAGCCUGCGGUGCGCUCUGGGCGAAUGACGGUCGCUUAGUAUGCUUCUUUCCACCAAAGAAGGACAAGUCGGCAACCAUGCUCGAAACCUUGGGGUUCAAGGAGAUGACAAGGCUGUCUAGAUCUGAUAAGGUUUUCGAGGGAUUUGGUCGCCUUCAGACCGCAUCUCCCGGGCCUCGAAUAACGGGUACCAUAGCAAGCACUGAUGAUGGCGUCUCAGAAUAUUCCGACGAGUCAGACACCGAAUCAUCAAGUUCUUCGGGCUCAUCUGACAUGUUGUCGUCGGGAUUGCCAGCCCGUUUCCCGGCUCCUCAAACAUGGCGCAGCGCAGGUAGUCUUGGGUUCCAUCGACCCAGGUCAACGGACAAUUCACAGAGAUCAAUUGGCGGUAGUGGACAUAUCAAGCCUUCCGAAGCUUCGCAGACCGUGGUGUCAAUUCAUGAUUUUAGCAGUCUCCUACCAGCGAAACGCGAGCUGGCGAGUAAAUACCGGAUAUGCGGCAAGAGCGUGGAUGUCUGUGCCCAUAAUGCUUCGGUGGCCCUUGAUUCCGGAUAUCACGAGUUGGCCCAGAUUUGGGGCCUUGUCAAACUGAUAUUGCUCAAUCAGCAAAGCCCAGGGUUCGAAUCUGAACACGGAAUCUUCCAGCGCCGUCCCUUCAGGUCCACGCAAAGAAAAGAUAGCGUUGUUGACACGAGCUUCGACGCCCCAAACCCAAUCCAGUUUCUCAACAGAGCAGCAGGGAAAGGCCUUCAAUGGGGUAAUCACCCUUUCGGUCGGUCUUGGCUUAUCCCAGCUCUGUUCGAUCAUUUCGAGCGCAUUGGUGAUGUACAAAUGGUUGCUAUGCUCUCGUGUGUCCUUCAUGAAUCCAAUAGCGAGGGAAACCUCACUCGUGAUCAACGUGGGUACGGUGGAUUAACUCCCAGGCGCACGGAGCCUCUUUCUUCAUUGGAUGCUCCUUCUGAGACCGCGGCCGCGCAAAGAAAAUCCCAAGAAGCAAUUACGCCUGUCGGUUCAGCGUCAAAGGAAAGUCACAUGUUACCCGCGGCACAGAGCUCUGGACGUUCGUCAAGCGAAACUUGGCGCGGUACCUCCCCACCCUAUUCGACAGGCACGACUCCUCCUGCAACCUCUCGACCAGGUGCCAUAUCUGCAGACAGGAAGCAUGCGAGUCAGACGGUUUCAAUCGCGACAUCUCCGGAUCAACAAUCACAGCCACGCAGUAGCUCCGGUAUUGGUUCAGUUUUGGCCUCCUCGCUUUCUCGAUCUUUCACGUUUGGCCCGUCGUCAGCCUCUCCUCCAACUAGUGUCUUUGGUAGGAAAAAGCAAAGCCCAAGCGGCAGUCCCAAUGCGCCCAUUGCAUGGCCCAGUGGCGCGUUCCCCGCGAAGGCUGCGGCGAAUAGUACUGACCAUCUGAUGGUCCCGACUGCACUCAAUUCGCAAACACACUCUGAUGCAGGGAGCGAAAAUACCCAGGCUGUCCCCAAACAGCAAGCGAGGCUCAAAGUUAGCAUGAAAAAUCAAGGAGCUUUUGACAACGUAGGGCCUUCUCAAGACUCGUUUUUGGAUCCCAAGAAGGAUUGGCUCUACAGGUCGUAUCGUACAACCUAUUCUCGUUUGCUUUCCAUUUGGGGACUACCAGUUCAACAGAGCGAAGUCCUUAAAAUCGGUGGGGUUAUCGAAUGUGAUUCCAGUCACCGUCGUGCUAGAGCAUCAUUCUCAUUUCCAACCUUGGUCCGCAGUGACUCGGAGUCCGCUGAAGACAACCCGGGAAACCAAGGCCUCGAAAUCCAGCGACAUUGUUCCAGAUGUGGUCAUUCUCUUCAGAUGUCAAUUUUCUCAGUACCACCUUCGAUUGAAGCAUCAGCGGAAGCAAAACCUUCCGAAGGAACUAGCGUUACCUGUCCGAAUUGCAGGCCCAAACAGUCACUCCCCAUCAGCCUCCCUUGUGUAAUCUGUGGAGAGGUGAUAGAGGGGAUGCUCAUCCCCUGCCUUAAUUGUGGCCAUGUGAGUUGCUUUACCUGCCACCAGGCGUGGUUCUCGAAGACCUCGAGCCAAAGCGGCGAAGACAAGACUACUACAACACCCGGACAGGAGCAGGAAUUUCGAUCCUGCCCUAGCGGUUGUGGCUGUAUCUGCUCUGAACACAUAACGGUCAAAAUUCCAGUGCCCUGGACCUCGCCAACUCCCAGCCAUUCACGUGAAAGGUCUCUAGAUAGGCCACGCAGCGGACCGGCUGAUUCGUCAAGAUUAUCCAGUGACCUUUUCCCCAGAGAUGAACAGCACGAAGGGGAUAUCGAGUUCUGGCGAGCAUCGCCUUUUGCAUCCCUUGCACGGGGUCUUGGUGGUGGAAUAAGUCGGGGAUUUCGCAAAGACGACAGACGCUUGAGAUCGAAGUCGACCAGCUCACACAGUACCUUGGCGUUUGUACCGAGGAGGAGUGCAAUGAACCAAGUGGAAAACACUUGAUUGUGAUGAUGUGGCGUUCCUAUUGCAUGGACUUUUAUUUUUCUUCUGUAUUCCUUUCUCGCGCUAUUUGAUUAUACCCCUGUUCUCGAAUCGUUUGUUGCAUCUGAUUAUAUCCGUGAUUUAUAAGCAUGGUGUGGGCGUCUGGCGCUGUUUCUUGUACUGCCUUUCUGAGUACAUACUCCCCUUUUGGCUUACUGGUUUCGAGAUAGGUUGAUUGAUACCAUAGGUCAUGGUGAACAGCAUCUAGAAUUGCAAUCGCAUCUCUUCUAAUCAGAUGUGUGAGCUGAACGUUUAUUCUAACUAAGCUACGAAGAUGACUAUCUUUUUUCCACUAUGUAUGCUAUUGAUACAGUAUCAUCAGCAGUACCAAUGCACCCUAGCUAAGUUCGCAUAAUACCUCUGUUCCGAUGGGGUUGAAUUAUGUAUAAAGAAGAUAAGUAGAAAGCUCCAAGUGUGUUAAGAGCAUGUGGUAAUUCUGCAAGGCCUAGUCCA